CCUACUGCUGCUGUGUUUGAGUUUGCUUAAUGUUUUUGGUUCUUCAUAGUCAGAUUUUUACUGGGUCUUGAUACUUUGGGGAUGUGGUCUUUUUUUGGCAGUUCUAGUUAUUGCUUUGUUUUGUUGUUUUCAAGGGGAAAAAACUCAGAGAGAGAGAGAAAGACAGUAAAUUCGAAUUGGUAGUUCAGGGUUCAAAUUAAGCAAACUGUGGAUAACUCCAAUGUUCUUUGAUGUUACCAUCAAUGGAACUAGAAAGAAACUACAAAUGAUUCCUCCCAGUACUUAAUGUUUUAGUUUGCAUUAGAUUGUAAUCUUGUUAUCCUUUUCAUGUCUCAAAUCUAAAAUCAUUUCAUUUCUUUAUGUGCUUGCAGAAUAACUAGAAGGAUAUGGAUAACAAUGGUGAAAUCAAGAAAGAUGUUACUGAAGUAUAUCCUCCUCAUUUUUCCAUGUUAUCUGCUGUUUUGACUUUUAAGUAACAGUAGUUCUGUGUCUCUGCAUCUUCUUCUUCUCCUUGCAGUUAAUAGAAUUGCGUACAGCAUGAUCAAAGAUGCAGAAGAUAAGGGCUUGAUUACGCCAGGGAAGACCAUCCUCAUUGAACCUACAAGUGGUAAUACUGGUAUAGGAUUGGCUGCAAUUGCUGCAAUGAAGGGUUACAGACUUAUACUCACCAUGCCUGCUUCAAUGAGUCUCGAAAGAAGAAUUGUGCUUCGGGCUCUUGGAGCUGAGAUUCACCUUACUGACCCAGCCAAGGCCUUUCAGGGGGGACUUAAGAAGGCAGAGGAGAUAUUAAGUAAAACACCUGAUGGGUAUAUGCUUCAGCAAUUUGAAAAUCCUGCCAAUCCAAAGAUUCAUUAUGAAACCACUGGCCCAGAAAUAUGGAGAGACUCAAGAGGGAAAGUUGAUGCCCUGGUUGCAGGGAUCGGUACAGGUGGUACUGCAACUGGAGCUGGAAGAUUCCUCAAGGAGAAAAACAAAGAGAUUAAGGUGUAUGGUAUAGAACCAGUAGAAAGUGCAGUCUUGAGUGGAGGAAAACAUGGCCCGCAUCUGAUCCAAGGAAUUGGAGCUGGUAUCAUCCCUAGUGUUUUGGACGUUAACAUGCUGGAUGGAGUUUUUCAAGUAUCAAGUGAGGAAGCUAUUGAAACUACUAAGUUGCUUGCCCUGAAAGAAGGUUUAUUGGUUGGGAUAUCUUCUGGAGCUGCAGCAGCAGUUGCAAUCAAAUUGGCAAAAAGGCCUGAAAAUGCUGGGAAACUCAUUGUUGUGAUAUACCCUAGUUCUGGAGAGCGUUACUUAUCUUCCAAGCUUUUUGAUUCUAUCAGGAAUGAGGUGGAAAGCAUGACCUAUUAGGUGUUGGUUUUAAUCAAGAACAAGUUCAUGAAUAUUUUCAACUUAUUAUAUGUAAUAGCCUUGGAAUUGCUGAUGUGCCAAACACUUAUGUAGAAGUUAUCGUGUAAAGGACUUUUUUUUGUCCCUUUGAAUAGGGGGUUUGGAGGAAUAGCGAACCAAACUGAUUCUGCCUGAUAUGUUUUCAGCCACGAAAUCAAGUCAAGUGACUGUGUAAAAGACUUCUGUAAAAAUCUUGUGUAAUUGUGGCUUCCCAGUACUCUUUUGACUCAUUUUAUUGAAAUACCGAAGCUUUGUUUUUGAGGGUGAACCUUGGUAUCACUUAAGGCUUUCCAUUUUUAUAUGAAAUGCAAAGGGUACGCUCCAAUCCUAAUUUGUUUA
Molecule: messenger RNA, 1722 nt
Organism: Hevea brasiliensis (rubber tree)
Lineage: Eukaryota; Viridiplantae; Streptophyta; Magnoliopsida; Malpighiales; Euphorbiaceae
Product: cysteine synthase
Exons: 9
Coding region: 538-1344 (268 amino acids)
Cellular component (GO): cytoplasm
Molecular function (GO): cysteine synthase activity
Source: RefSeq, a predicted model, not a curated record